This is a messenger RNA of Penaeus indicus, 1910 nucleotides long. RefSeq names its product ileal sodium/bile acid cotransporter-like. The transcript is spliced from 7 exons. Bases 216 to 1733 code for a protein of 505 amino acids. NCBI's taxonomy places the organism in Eukaryota, Metazoa, Arthropoda, Malacostraca, Decapoda, Penaeidae. The record is from RefSeq and is a predicted model, not a curated record. Gene Ontology annotation, biological process: bile acid and bile salt transport. Gene Ontology annotation, molecular function: bile acid:sodium symporter activity. Gene Ontology annotation, cellular component: membrane.
AGUGUGUGUGUGUGUGUUUCUGUGUGUUGUAUGUGCUACAACUUUACUUAUUUAUGUUUUAUCUUAUAUCAUUUAUUUACAACGAGACGCAGCCAUCAGCUUGCAAAUGGUAAAAUUCUGAUUCAAGCUACUUUGAUUUCUGACCUUUUAGUGAUGUAUUAAAGGAACCAACAUAUGUGAUACUUCACGUUUCUUAAGGAAAUAUUUUUAUAUAGAUGUGGCAUCACCUGAAAAGACCGUGGAGUUGCAUUAUCGGGUUGGGUUGUCAGUUCAUCAUACUACCAGCCUUAGGUCUUGGACUGUGUAUUGGUCUCCAGUUGCCCCCAUACCAGUCCUUAGGCGUGUUAAUCCUCACUUGCAGCCCAGGAGGCGCCUUCUCUAACUUCUUCACUUACUGGGCAGAUGGUGACCUCGCCCUUAGCAUCAUGAUGACUGCAGUUUCCUCUAUGGUGGCAUUCGGUGCGAUGCCACUUAAUCUGUGGCUAUACACGCAACCCUGGACGGACCAAGAGUUGCGUGUACCGUACAUGAACAUUCUUCUAAGUCUGGCGUUUGUCACGACACCUGCUAUCGUUGGAAUGGUUGUCAGGCACUACAAUAGAAAGUGGGCCAAUUAUAUUUCUAAGGUUUGUGGUCUCCUUGGGUGGAUGGGCGCCAUAACAUGCGGUGUGAUGCUCAUCCUCAUGUACUGGGAUACCAUCAUUAACACUUCUAUCUUCCUUGCGAUCGCAGCAGCGGUUGUACCCUUUGCAGGAUUCAUCAUCGCGUAUUUCAUCACCAAAGUCGUUUGCUUUAAUCACAAAGUGUGCCGUACUGUUGCCAUAGAGACGUCAUGCCAGAACAUUGUGGUAGCUACCAAUGUUAUGCUGCUCUCCUUCCCUUCGCCUGAGAUCCGUGGACAGCUCGUGAUCUUCCCUGUACUAUACGGCCUCUGUCAGCUAGCUCAGAUGCUGACAGGGAUUGCCAUUUUCCAGGUGUGGGUGUUCAUGCAUCGACAUGAUGUCACUGAAGAGGCUAUCACAUCAGUGGUAGACAAUACGAUUCUCACCAGCAUACCCGUCCCUGCUCAUAAAGUAUCUCAAGUCAAAGAUCCGUGUAAGACUAGCAGUGACCUCUGUUGCAGGAAGCAGCGAGAUCAAAAACCUCCAAUGCAAUAUGAAUAUAACAGAAAUUCAUGUAAUGGAUAUCACGAUGAAGACAUAGCAUUUUUAGAGCCUGAGUUCAAGGCUGACUGCGGAAUGUGGACGACCCCUUACGAAGUGCUGAGUUCGAAGAUGUCUUCUCCCGCACACUACCAGUCGUUAAGCAACAAUAAGAACACAAGCUCAGUGCCUAGUCCGCAAAUCUUUACCUUCUCGCCAGAGCCGUCGACCAAGCCACGUUUUCAGAAUUACCAGAACUUCCUUGACGAGGAAGUAUUUAGUGAAGAUAGUGAUCUCCCGAAUAGCCCUACACCUAGCAACAAGGGAGUACCCAACAUGUUCCCUGUUACAGAAACGGACUUCUUAGCUGAACGAAAGGCAGAAAGUGCCUUAUGUAGAAACACAGUGCAAGAAGUCCAUGCAAUGGAAAAAACACCAAGUGAAGAUUUUGUGACACCUAAAUCACGGAAUUCUCCUAAAUCUCCGAGGAGUCUUUCAUCGCCAAGCCUAUCACGUACUUUUGCUUUUUAUCAUGGUGAUGUCCAAAUAGGUCAAACCCAACAGUUUAGCACCUUCGGAAGAAAAACAUGAAUGUUGUAUGGGUGUCGAAGGGAUACAUUCGUCUUUCUAAGUAGCUUUCUUAAUAAUAGAUAUUUACAGUACGUUCCUUUAGACUGUUUCUCUUUAUUCUAUUCUUAAAAGUAUUGUCAGGUAUAUUUACCUAUGUCCACACACACUCAGUGUUUCAUCAAUAAAUUUCAAUCAAUA